This is a messenger RNA of Hyalella azteca, 604 nucleotides long. RefSeq lists its product as uncharacterized. The transcript has 5 exons. NCBI's taxonomy places the organism in Eukaryota, Metazoa, Arthropoda, Malacostraca, Amphipoda, Hyalellidae. The record is from RefSeq and is a predicted model, not a curated record. The coding region runs from base 101 to 604 and encodes 167 amino acids.
AUACUCUUCCUGCUUGGUUAAAGUUGGUUAUUGCUGGAUAUCUUAUUACUUCCAGUGUGUCUCAGGAAACCUCAUACUUAUAUACCCCCACAUUAAUAUCAUGGCAUACAGCAUAAAAGAGUGCAGAGUUGCUCUGCACCAGCUCUCAGAUGCUGCAGUCAGGAGUGGCUGGUGCCCUGAGCAGAGCCUCAUUCAAGCAGCAACUGACGUGUGCAAACUCGAGCCUGAAGCAAUGGAGGGCAGCAGCUCAUCCCUACCCUCCAUCAUGACAGUUUACAUCAAAGAGGAGCCUGAAGAUGAGGGAGAGGACAUAACUGUGAAGGAUGAACCACUUUGCAGUGAAGAAUAUGAGCAAACUCCACUUCCCUCAUCUUGCAAGCCAUGCAAGAAAGAGGUUCAAGUUGAGGCUCACGAGGCCUGCACCAGCGCCUCACAGUACACUGCUGCAGUGCCUCAUAAGCAGGAUGUCUUGCCUUGCAAUGCCCAGAGCAACAUUGGACAGGAUGAGUGGAUGGCAGUUUCUCCAGAAAACAAGGAAAAAAAUAUUUCUGUUGCUGAGAAAAAUAUUUCUUGUUUAGGGGAAGGAUUCGAAUGUUGCAGCUGA